AUGGAUAAGCUCAUCAACGCCGCUAAGGACUAUCUUGACGACGACAAGGACAAGCGUCAGGAACACCAGCAGCAAGGACCCGGACAGCAGCAGGGUUACGGAGGCCAAGGCUAUGGCCAGCAGCAAGGUUACGGACAACAAGAGGGCCAGUAUGGCCAACAACAGCAGUACCCUCCUGCUGGUGGCAUCCAGUCUCAGGGUGGCGGUGGCUUUUCCAGCUUCCUUGGUGGAAACGUCGACUUUGACAACGCCAAGGAGGAAGCCCAUCAGAAGGCAGGAUCUUCUGGUGACAAGGAUCUGUUUGGAAGCAUUCUAGGAUCUCUCGGACAGAAGCAGAACAAGCUUGCUGAUGAGGACCUUGAUGAGGAAGAUGCCAUCAAGCAGCACAAGAACACCUACAACGACGACAACUCCCAGCAAGACAGCAAGAGUCUGGGUACCGCUGCUGCUAUGCAAGCUCUUAAGAUGUUCACCCAGGGCCAGGGCCAAAGCAGCACUGGUGCCAACAGCCAGACAGCGUUCUUGGGACUUGCCUUGGCCGAAGCUAGCAAGCUCUUUGACAACAAGGCCGCAUCAGGCAAGGUAUCCGAGGGCACGAGCAAGGAGAGCGUCAUCCAGCAGGCUGGUGAAGUCGCUUUCAAGAUGUACCUCAAGAACCAGGCCGGUGCUGGUGGACAGCAGGGUGGCGCUUCCGGUCUUAUGAGUCUUGCUUCUAAGUUCCUGUCUAAAUAA
Molecule: messenger RNA, 732 nt
Organism: Fusarium musae
Lineage: Eukaryota; Fungi; Ascomycota; Sordariomycetes; Hypocreales; Nectriaceae
Exons: 5
Coding region: 1-732 (243 amino acids)
Source: RefSeq, a predicted model, not a curated record